Messenger RNA from Striga asiatica, 561 nucleotides. NCBI's taxonomy places the organism in Eukaryota, Viridiplantae, Streptophyta, Magnoliopsida, Lamiales, Orobanchaceae. The record is from the annotation of a GenBank genome assembly.
AUGAAUUUGUCGGCCGAGCUCCAAAAGAGAAGCAUUUGCAGAAGCAGCAGCAAUGGUGCUAGAAACAGUCUUAGUUGGCAAACUCCAGAAGAAAUCGAGACUUUCGCCCAGGUCACCCGAAUUCAAGUUGGCUGCCAUAGCUAUGUUCCAAGAAGUGGAAUCUUUAUUAGCACCCAUCAUCUCAAAGAAUCUCUUCACAUAAUUACAAGUCCCGAACUUGGCAUAAAGAUCAAGAACGGCGUUUUCCAGAGCCACGUCUGUUUGAAUUCCGUUCCUGAUUAUCCAGCCAUGAAUGGCUUUCCCCAUGGAAAGCCCAAUCGUCUUCGUUGUUUCAUCAGGAUCUUCGUUUACUCUCCAAAAUUCGCGGCUUACUCACUACUCAAGCAAAAGUAUCAUCAAUACAUAGCUGACAUAAUGAUGCUCAUAGACGUAGUCUGUAGGAACAACUGGAAACGACUACAGUUGCGUGAACGACUUUCAGCGACGAGGAGUUUUGCAGACGAACAAAACUCUGAACAGAACACCGAACCUGGAAUGAUGCAUGGUCGAAAUUCAGAGUAA